AUGGCCCAAUUUGUCCGUAAGCUCACAGAGAAGGCCCCGAUGCUGGUAACUGCUGCCGUGACUUACUCUAAACCGCGAUUGGCCACAUCUUGGCAGUAUGCCAAGGUUGAGCUGAUUCCUCCAACCCCUGCUGAGAUCCCAACAGCUAUUCAGAGGUUGAAAAAAAUAGUCAAUAGUGCUCAAACUGGUAGCUUCAAACAGCUCACAGUUAAGGAAGCUCUGCUGAAUGGUUUGGUGGCCACUGAGGUGAGGAUGUGGUUUUACGUCGAUGAGAUCAUAGGCAAGCGUGGCAUCAUUGGCUAUAAUGUUUGA
Pteronotus mesoamericanus is the source of this 312-nucleotide messenger RNA. Its product is annotated as ATP synthase subunit g, mitochondrial-like. The record is from RefSeq and is a predicted model, not a curated record. Gene Ontology annotation, biological process: proton motive force-driven ATP synthesis. The transcript has a single exon. Bases 1 to 312 code for a protein of 103 amino acids. Lineage: Eukaryota; Metazoa; Chordata; Mammalia; Chiroptera; Mormoopidae. Gene Ontology annotation, molecular function: proton-transporting ATP synthase activity, rotational mechanism.